AUGAGCGCCGCAACAGUGCUCCUGUACCUGCAGCUGGCCCCGAGUCAAAGAACCCAGACCGCGUUCAUAGAACAAAGAAGACAAAAAUUCAAGGAACAUCUGUUAAGAAGAAAAACAGUUUUUGCACACAAACAGGAAAAUCAGACAGUAUCCAGUAGAGGCCAGAGAGUAAUGACUCCUGAGGUCCAGGUUGAAGAAGGGAAAAAUGUUCAGAAACUUAAAACAGAAAUGGCUGAUAAAGAAAAUGCCAGUAGACCCACAGUGAGCAAAAAUGAUGCAGUAAUGGGGAAGUGCAUUCCUUUGAAACCUUCAAAUGAAUUAACCAAUUCAACUACCCCAGUUGCUACACAUAAUUUUGGUGAUGCCAAUCAAACUCUGCAGUUGUUACCGAUUGAAGAUGAUCCCCCAAAUCAACAUAAGACAUUAAGCCAGGCAUUUCACUUUAAGAAUAAUAAUAAAAAGAAACAAAUCACUACAGAAAAACCAAAGCAAAAUUUUAAUAUGCCCAAGAAACCUAUCCUUGGAUCUUAUCAUGGCCAAAUUGUGCAGUCUAAGGUUAAUUCAUGUAGAAAACCUCUACAAGUCAAAGAUGAGAGUUCUACAACAACAAAGAAACUUUCAACUACUGUCUCUAAAGUCACAAAGCCUCGAUCUGUAAAUAUCAGCACUGUAACAGUAAAAAGUGGUAGAUCCUCAAAUCUGACUGCUACCACUAAAUCUGUGAGCACUACAUCCCAGAGCACACAACUUGUUCGACCUCCUAUAAGAAAUCACCACACUAAUACCUGGGACACAGUGAAACAAGGAAUCAGUAGGACCUCUGAUGUUACAAUCCAUAAAGGGCCUUGUGAAAAAGAAUUAUUACAAUCUAAAAAGCUUUUAUCUAGUGUCGCAACCAGUUCUUCUGAGGACAUAAAAAGAAUUAAGCCACUAUCAAGAAGCAUCACAUCUGAAAUUGUAGCCAGGCCUGCUUCAUCUUCUAAUACCAAACUAAUAGAAAAGUCAAAAUCCAUUGAGCAGCGAAGACACACUAUAGCAAAAGUAACUACUGAUAGUAGAUCAGCCCAGCCCAAAGAAACAGCAGAAGAGAGAAAAGCUCGUCUGAGUGAGUGGAAAGCCAACAAAGGAAGAAUGGUGAAAAGGCCACCUAAUUCAGUGGUUACCCAGCCUGAGCCUGAAGCACAAAAUCAAAAACCAGUUGGGUCCUUCUGGACUACCAUGGCAGAAGAAGAUGAACAAAGAUUAUUUACUGAAAAAGUGAAUAAGACAUUUUCUGAAUGCCUGAACCUGAUUAAUGGGGGAUGCCCUAAAGAAGAAAUAUUGGUCACACUGAAUGACUUGAUUAAAAAUAUUCCAGAUGCUAAAAAACUUGUUAAAUAUUGGAUAUGUCUUGCACGUAUUGAAUCAAUUACAAGUUCUAUUGAAGAUAUUAUUGCAAUUUAUGAGCAAGCCAUUCUGGCAAGGGCUCAGCCUAUUAAACAGAUGUGGCAUGUGAUUGUAGAUAUUAUCACAAUGAAGAAUCAAGAAAAAGAAAAGGUUAAUUUGGAGAAAAAUACUGAAGAUGAUUGUGUAACCCAAGAACAAAUCCAAGAAGUUGACACUGAAUAUGUAGGUGUAAAUCUACAGCUAGGAAAACCAGAAAAGGAGAAUAAACAUCAUCGAAAUGUGGUAUUUCAGGAUUGUGAAAAGGAGCAAGAUGACAAAACUAAAGAGUCAACCUGUGAUGUUAAAACUCCCAAUACAGAAACUAGGGCAGGUUGCUUAAUAAAAUAUAAUGUGUCUACUACUCCAUACUUGCAAAGUGUAAAGAAGAAGGUGCAAUUUGAUGAAAUAAAUUCUACAUUUAAAGAGCUGAAAUUCCUGACACCUAUGAGACCAACUCAACAUCUUCAAGAGAAGACUUCUAAAUUGCCAGAUAUGUUAAAAGACCAUUAUCCUUGUGUGUCUUCAUUGGAGCAGUUAACAGAGUUAGGAAGUGAAAUGGAUGUCUUUGUAUGCUGCCCUAAUGCAGCACUGUGCCGGAUGUACUCCGAGACUGAAACAGCAGAAGAAGCAUGA
Messenger RNA from Tupaia belangeri chinensis (Chinese tree shrew), 2058 nucleotides. Its product is annotated as cytoskeleton-associated protein 2-like. Gene Ontology annotation, biological process: negative regulation of microtubule depolymerization. Gene Ontology annotation, cellular component: microtubule cytoskeleton. The record is from RefSeq and is a predicted model, not a curated record. NCBI's taxonomy places the organism in Eukaryota, Metazoa, Chordata, Mammalia, Scandentia, Tupaiidae.